UUCUUCUUUUUCUCCUCUUUCUUCUGCUCCUUUUUCUCCUUAUUGCUCUUCUGUCUCUCUCUGUCUCUUGUUUUUGCUGUACUUAAUGAUGAAUUUUUCAACUGUCUCGACAUUUGUUCUACUUGGAUUCGGAGGGGGUCCAGGGAUGCAGGCAAUACUAUUUCUGAUCUUUUUGAUCUUGUAUGUCUCAUCUGUGGUUGGGAACUUUGGCAUGAUCUUAAUUAUCAAGGUGUACUCCCACCUCCACACCCCGAUGUACGUCUUCCUCCAAAGCCUUUCCUUGUUGGACAUCUGCUAUUGUUCCACAAUUGCACCUCGGGCUCUGGUGAACUUCUUGCAGAAAGACCACACGGUUUCCUUUGGUGGGUGUGCAGCACAAUUUUUCUUCCUGUCUCUUUUCGGUACCACAGAGGCCUUCCUCCUGGCUGCUAUGGCCUAUGACCGCUACAUCGCCAUCUGUAACCCCCUACAAUACUCUGUGAGUAUGUCUCACCAAGUCUGUGUAUGCUUAGUGGUGGGGUCCUACUUAUGGGGUUUAGUGAAUGCUGUCACUCAAACGACAAUGACUUUCACAUUGCCCUUUUGUGGUUCCAAUGAGAUCAAUGACUUUUUCUGUGACGUACCUCCACUCUUGUCCCUCUCAUGCUCAGAUACGUUUAUAAACCAAUUGGUUCUUCUUGGUUUAUGUGGCUCCAUUAUUGUCAGUACAUUCCUGAUUGUAUUGGUCUCAUACAUCUGCAUCAUAUCAGCAAUUCUGAGGAUCCAUACUGUGCAGGGACGCCAAAAAGCUUUCUCCACCUGUGCCUCCCACCUCACUGGGGUGUGCUUGUUUUUUGGUACUGUUUUCUUCAUGUAUGCACAACCCAGUGCCACCUUCACCAUGGAUCAGAGUAAAGUGGUGUCCAUCUUUUACACUAUCGUCAUCCCCAUGUUGAACCCCCUGAUAUACAGCCUGAGGAACAAAGAUGUCAAACAAGCUCUGAGGAGCAGCAGGCAGAAGCUCUCUUUGUGAUUCCUGUGGCUGUGAAUCUCUUAAACUGUACUGGACUUCUCUGGAAAUCACUGCUACUAAAUGGAUUAUGUUUUUCAAAUCUGCCAUUCAUGAGUUUUUUUAGUUUAACUAUUGAAGUCUGUGAUCUAGAAGGUAGAGUGUAUUUUAAUUAUAUUUAUAUGUCCACCGACAAACAGAAAUCUAGAACUUAUGCUAAAUAAAGUGUUGUAAACUGGAAAAACAGAUGAUUGAAUGGAUACAAACU
Messenger RNA from Loxodonta africana (African savanna elephant), 1256 nucleotides. RefSeq names its product olfactory receptor 9S13-like. Gene Ontology annotation, cellular component: membrane. The record is from RefSeq and is a predicted model, not a curated record. Gene Ontology annotation, molecular function: odorant binding; G protein-coupled receptor activity; olfactory receptor activity. Gene Ontology annotation, biological process: G protein-coupled receptor signaling pathway. The transcript has a single exon. The coding region runs from base 86 to 1012 and encodes 308 amino acids. Lineage: Eukaryota; Metazoa; Chordata; Mammalia; Proboscidea; Elephantidae.